AUGAUUUCUUCGCUGGCGUCAACCGGCGGACCACCAGUUUUCCGGCGUGAUUCCGAUUCAAACAUUCUCAGGCUACCACGGAGGAAAACAUUCCUUUCUUUAUUACGAAACUGCAAAAACAUUUCCCAAGUUCCAUCGAUCCACGCCAAGAUCAUUCGGACCUCCCAUGGACAAGAUGCUUUCGUUGUUUUCCAACUUAUCCGACUCUGCUCCACUCUCGAUUCUGUCGACUACGCCUACGACGUGUUUCGUUACGUAUCAAACCCUAAUGUCUAUCUAUUCACCGCCAUGAUCGAUGGGUUUGUGUCAUCUGGUCGUUUCGCUGAUGGGGUUUCGUUGUAUCGUCGGAUGAUUCACGAUUCGGUUCUGCCUGAUAACUACGUGAUCACGUCAGUUCUGAAAGCUUGCGGUUUGGAAGAGUGUAGAGAGAUUCAUGCACAGGCCCUGAAACUAGGGUUCAGGUCUAGCAGGUCGGUGAGUCUAAAACUGAUGGAAAUCUAUGGGAAAUAUGGGGAAUUGGUUGACGCUAAGAAGGUGUUCGAUGAAAUGCCUGAAAGAGAUCAUGUUGCAGCAACAGUCUUGAUCAACUGUUUUUCCGAAUGUGGUGCUAUUAAGGAGGCGUUAGAGAUUUUCCAAGAUGUGAAGAUUAAAGAUACGGUUUGUUGGACUGCGAUGAUUGAUGGGUUGGUUAGAAACAGGGAGAUGAACAAAGCGUUGGAGCUUUUCAGGGAAAUGCAGAUGGAGAAUGUUAGUCCUAAUGAAUUUACAGCUGUCUGUGUUUUAUCUGCCUGCUCGGAUUUGGGAGCGUUGGAGCUCGGGAGAUGGGUACACUCGUUUGUCGAGAACCAAAAGAUAAAGCUUAGUAAUUUCGUAGGCAAUGCUCUGAUCAAUAUGUACUCAAGGUGUGGUGAUAUCAGUGAGGCAAAGCGGGUUUUUAGGGGAAUGCGAGACAAAGAUGUCAUUUCAUAUAACACGAUUAUCUCUGGACUAGCAAUGCAUGGGGCUAGCUUUGAAGCCAUCCAGGAAUUUCGCGAUAUGGUGAACAGAGGAUUUAGGCCGAAUCAGGUGACUUUGGUUGCUCUUUUAAACGCAUGUAUCCACGGAGGUUUGUUAGAUAUAGGGCUUGAAGUUUUUAAUUCUAUGUGGAGAGUUUUCGGUGUUGAACCACAGAUUGAGCAUUAUGGAUGUAUUGUCGAUCUUCUUGGUCGAGUUGGCAGACUAGAGGAAGCGUACAGAUUCAUAGAAAACAUGCCAAUAGAACCAGAUCAUAUCAUGUUAGGAGCUCUUUUGAGUGCUUGUAAGAUCCAUGGGAACAUGGAACUUGGAAAAAAAGUCGCCAAGAGACUGCUUGAAUCUGAGAAUUCAGAUUCUGGGACGUACAUUCUCUUAUCGAAUAUCUACGCUUCCUCAGGGAAAUGGAAAGAAUCUACUGAAAUUAGAGGAAGUAUGAGAGAAUCAGGGAUUGAGAAGGAACCAGGUUGCAGUACCAUCGAAGUGGACAACCAGAUCCAUGAGUUCCUUGUGGGCGAUAUAGCACACCCUCAGAAAGAAGUAAUUUAUCAGAGAUUACAAGAACUGAAUCGAAUUCUUAGAUUCGAAGAGAAUGAACUAGAUAUUAUAGCGGACCAAACCAAAGACGAACUUACGACACUUCCAUCCUUCAGUCCUUUACCAGAGAUGGUCACAGCAAAAGAUUUCUUCUCCUUCAGGAAACCGAAUCUUAGAAUAUCUGGUUCUACGCUGAUUUUAAUCUCCGGUCGAAGAGGAACCACACUCGCCUUGUACGUAGAGUUUGGGAAUCCAACGUUAGUAACGGUUCUUCUAAAUGUGAUAUUAAAUGGAUCACGAGCAGAAGAAUAUGUAGUCAUUGUUGGGUAA
Messenger RNA from Arabis nemorensis, 1878 nucleotides. The record is from the annotation of a GenBank genome assembly. NCBI's taxonomy places the organism in Eukaryota, Viridiplantae, Streptophyta, Magnoliopsida, Brassicales, Brassicaceae.